AUGAAGCUGAAGCUGAAGCUGGCAAUGCAGCUGCAACUGCAACUGCUGUCCGCCCUCGCACCGCUGGCCACGGACGCAGUGCUCCAGCUGAACGGCAGCUUUGCGGGACAGGAGCUCCAUGGCGGCUCCAGCGGCAGCGGCAGCGGCAGCGGACUUUCGGCUGAAGAAGUUAGCAUCAGUGGCGCCGACGCUGGUGAUCUGCUGUACAACUACAACUACAGCUACACCGGCACUGGGCUGGAGCUCGCACUCGCCGCGGACCUUGGCCUCGCCGCACCGACGGCGGCGACGGCGCCAGCGCUGCUGCCAGCAGCGGCCAGCAAUCACAGCCAGCGGUCGGGCGUGGCGCGUGUGAGCGCGGAUGUGCCCAUCUGGGUGAUACCCUGCUACUCGAUCAUUCUGCUGUGUGCCGUUGUGGGCAAUCUGCUGGUGGUGCUCACACUCGUGCAGAAUCGUCGCAUGCGCACCAUUACGAAUGUUUUCCUAUUAAAUCUCGCCAUCUCGGACAUCCUGCUGGGCGUCUUCUGCAUGCCCGUCACACUCGUGGGCACCCUGCUGCGGCACUUCAUCUUCGGCGAGUUCCUCUGCAAGCUCAUUCAGUUUGCGCAGGCCGCCUCUGUGGCCGUCUCCUCGUGGACUUUGGUGGCCAUUUCCUGUGAGCGCUACUACGCCAUCUGCCAUCCGUUGAGGUCGCGCACUUGGCAGACGAUCAACCAUGCCAACAAGAUUAUUGCCAUCAUUUGGCUGGGCAGCCUGCUCUGCAUGACACCCAUAGCGCUCUUCAGUCAACUGAUGCCGACCAGCCGCCCAGGGCUGCGCAAGUGCCGCGAGCAGUGGCCCGCCGACAGCUUGAACUACGAGCGCGCCUACAAUCUCUUCCUGGAUCUGGCUCUGCUCGUGCUGCCGCUGCUGGCGCUGAGCUUCACCUAUCUCUUCAUCACUCGCACUCUCUACGUGAGCAUGCGGAACGAGCGGGCCAUGAAUUUUGGCAGCAGCGGCCCAGAAGUGCCACCAGGUCCCCGCUGCCAAACAGCAGCCAGCGGCGCUCCAAUGGCAGCCACAGCCAUUCCCUGGAAACGGGAAUGCAGCAGCAGCAGCAGCAGCAGCAGUUCGGCACUCCACAGUACUACUACGAUUAAAGCCGGCUCCUGCCUGGGAUUUGUCCCACUGCCUCCGCCUCCGCCUCCGCCCCCGCUCACGCACUCUGCACAAAUAAGCAUAAUCCGAUGA
Messenger RNA from Drosophila subobscura, 1230 nucleotides. RefSeq names its product cholecystokinin receptor type A-like. Lineage: Eukaryota; Metazoa; Arthropoda; Insecta; Diptera; Drosophilidae. Gene Ontology annotation, biological process: neuropeptide signaling pathway. The transcript is spliced from 5 exons. The coding region runs from base 1 to 1230 and encodes 409 amino acids. The record is from RefSeq and is a predicted model, not a curated record. Gene Ontology annotation, cellular component: membrane. Gene Ontology annotation, molecular function: neuropeptide receptor activity.